AUGCGGAUGCGUUUUGGCGGACGCCCACGACGACGAUGUGAGCGCAUUGACACCAGCCAACUGACAAAGCCAGCUGUUCUGAAUGCGCACCGAAGUACGCUGACAUGCGAGUUGAGUAACCGCUCACUGGAGACAAUUGAUGGUCACUGGUCACAUGUUCGCCAGACCUUACUAGCAGCAGGCAAAUCCUCAUGUGGUAUGUCUAAUAGCCAACAUGGACAUUGGGUCUCUUCUCGGUCUCUGGAACUUAUCGACGCUCGCCGGCAUAUCCCGGCUGGAAGUGAACACAAUGAAACUCGCAAAGAGCUCCGGGCAAAACUCCGUGCUAGCCUGAAGAGAGACCGCGAAUCCUGGUGGUCUCGCCGUGCAACAGAGAUGGAGAUGGCCGCUGUCCUUGGUAACCAUCGUAAGUUAUUCCGUCUGAUACGGGAAACGGGCAGCAGGAGACCUGGUGUUAGUGAAACAAUUUGUGACCCCUAA
Dicrocoelium dendriticum is the source of this 480-nucleotide messenger RNA. Lineage: Eukaryota; Metazoa; Platyhelminthes; Trematoda; Plagiorchiida; Dicrocoeliidae. The record is from the annotation of a GenBank genome assembly.